Molecule: messenger RNA, 1874 nt
Organism: Erinaceus europaeus (western European hedgehog)
Lineage: Eukaryota; Metazoa; Chordata; Mammalia; Eulipotyphla; Erinaceidae
Product: lysophosphatidylcholine acyltransferase 2B-like
Exons: 2
Coding region: 76-1776 (566 amino acids)
Cellular component (GO): endoplasmic reticulum
Molecular function (GO): 1-acylglycerophosphocholine O-acyltransferase activity; calcium ion binding
Source: RefSeq, a predicted model, not a curated record
UACUAAUAAAAGUUCAAUAUAUGAUUACACUUGUGCCUCGUAACAUCUCAAGGUAGGGGUGUCAUCAGUAUGUAGAUGUGGAAGAGGUUUUGUCAAUGCCCACAGUGUAACACAUCAUUUCCUAUAAAACAACAAUUAUGUGCAGACAGAAAGACACUUGAAUAUGAGGCAAGGGUGUGCUCUGGGGGCCACUCCUAUAUCCACCAUGUCCACAUCCUGGGAUUAUUGAGAGUCUGUCUCAUGGCUGAGGACCCCUCCUACUCCGAGGUAGAACUGGUACAGCCAGUCAUCAGCUUUGGGGUUAUCAAAUCCUUGUACCCGCCAGCUGUGGUCAAUCCCUUUGUACAGAAGACGCACCUUAAUGCUUGGCGCUGGGCCUACACCAUCAUCAUGGGAACCGUGCUGCUGCCGUUGCGGGUGUCCUGCAUCGCUUUCCUCUUCAUCUUCCUCUGGCCAGCAGUCAUGCUUUACACCAUAGGCCGCUCAACCCAACAAUCCACGCCCACCAAGAGCUGGAGAAAAAUAUUGGUACAACCAGCCCUUAGGUUCAUGUUUCAGGCUGUGUUCUUUUUUGCAGGGUUCUUAGUAAGAGUAAGAGGGAAAAGGGCAACCCAUGAAGAGGCCCCCAUCUUUGUGACAGCACCACACUCCUCUUUCUUCGACGCAAUCGCCUGUGUGGUGGCGGGGUUACCCUCAGUGGUAUCGGCCUUACACAAUGCACAAAUCCCAAUGAUUGGCAGAAUCCUCUUGACAACUCAGCCAGUGUUUGUGAACCGAGAAGAUCUCAAUUCCAGGAGGAACACCCGGAACGAAAUCGUGAAGCGAGUUACUUCUAAUAGGAAGUGGCCACAGAUCCUGAUUUUCCCGGAAGGAGUGUGUACCAACCGCACCUGUCUGAUCACUUUCAGAUUAGGUGCCUUCACUCCAGGUGUCCCUGUGCAACCAGUGCUACUCAGGUACCCAAAUGCCCUGGACACAGUCACGUGGACCUGGCAAGGGUUUUCAGCACUGCAAGCCUGUAUGUUGACACUAAGCCAGCUCUUCACCAGGGUAGAAGUUGAGUUUAUGCCUGUUUAUAUACCAAAUGACAUAGAAAAAAAAGACCCUGUCCUUUUUGCCAACGCAGUGAGAGUCAGUAUGGCAAAUGCUCUGGGAAUACCUGUGACAGAUCACACCUAUGAAGACUGCAGGCUGAUGAUUUCCGCAGGCAAACUUCAUCUACCCUUCGAAACUGGCUUGGUGGAAUUUACAAAGCUUAGCCAGAAACUGAGGUUAGAUUGGGAUAACAUUCAUCAGCAUUUGGAUGAGUAUGCUGCAAUUGCAGUAGCUGCAAAAGGAGGGAAGAUAGGGAUUAAAGAAUUUGCAACUUACUUAAAACUCCCAAUUUCUGGGCCCUUGAGACAACUUUUUGCCCUCUUUGAUAGGAAUAACGAUGGAUGCAUAGACUUUAGAGAAUAUGUGAUAGGACUGACUGUUCUAUGCAAUCCUUCCAACACUGAAAGGAUUCUGAAAAUGUCAUUUAAACUUUUUGAUCUUGAUGAGGAUGGUUUCAUAACAGAAGAGGAGCUAGCUGCUAUACUUCGGGCAGCUUUUGGAAUGCCAGAUCUUGAUGUUUCCACACUCUUUGAGCAAAUAGCUGGAGAGAAUUCAAAGUACAUUUCCUACAAGAAAUUUAAGAAAUUUGCCCUGAAGCAUCCAGAAUAUGCCAAGUUAUUUAGUUCAUACUUAGACCUCCAGACAGCCUAUAUGUAUUCACUGCCACCAGUAGAGGUUUAAUCGCUGUCAUCAGAUGUUAAAGUCCUUGAAAAUAAUGAAAAUACCUUCCAUGUUGAAACUAUGAUUGAAAUUAAAAUCAUUCUUUGAGGUAAACACAA